Cercopithifilaria johnstoni is the source of this 1161-nucleotide messenger RNA. The record is from the annotation of a GenBank genome assembly. Lineage: Eukaryota; Metazoa; Nematoda; Chromadorea; Rhabditida; Onchocercidae.
AUGCUUCGUCUUACCGCUUUCUGCGCUACACUUAUUUCAUUAUCUUAUUCAAUCCCCGUUGAUAACGGUGUCGAAGGUGAGCCGGAAAUUGAAUGUGGACCAACUUCGAUAACCAUCAACUUCAAUACACGUAAUGCAUUCGAAGGACAUGUCUACGUGAAAGGUCUUUAUGAUCAAGAAGGUUGCCACAACGAUGAAGGUGGACGUCAGGUUGCUGGAAUUUCACUUCCCUUCGAUUCUUGCAAUGUUGCGCGUACACGAUCUCUCAAUCCACGAGGUAUCUUUGUAACGACCACUGUUGUAAUCUCUUUUCAUCCACUGUUCGUUACAAAAAUUGACCGUGCAUAUCGAGUACAAUGUUUUUAUAUGGAAGCCGACAAAACGGUCAGCACCCAAAUCGAGGUGUCUGAAAUCACAACUGCUUUUCAAACUCAGAUUGUACCCAUGCCUGUUUGUCGAUAUGAGAUCCUGGAUGGUGGACCAACCGGACAACCAAUUCAAUUUGCUACUAUUGGCCAGCCAGUAUAUCACAAAUGGACCUGCGAUUCUGAAACAGUUGAUACGUUUUGCGCAGUUGUCCAUUCUUGCUUUGUGGAUGAUGGUAACGGUGAUACGGUGGAAAUUCUAAACGCAGACGGUUGUGCUCUCGAUAAAUACUUGUUAAACAAUUUGGAAUAUCCAACAGAUCUCAUGGCUGGACAAGAAGCGCACGUAUACAAAUAUGCAGAUCGAUCACAGCUUUUCUACCAGUGCCAGAUCAGUAUUACCAUUAAAGAACCAAACAGCGAAUGUGCUCGACCGCAAUGUUCAGAGCCUCAGGGAUUUGGAGCUGUAAAAACGAGCGGCACCGCAGUAAAACCUGCAGCAGCUGCCCAACUCCGUUUGCUCAAGAAAAGGUCUGCGGAGCCGGAGAACAUCGUUGACGUGCGAACUGAUAUCAGUGCCCUUGAAAUUAGCGAAGACAAUCAGGCUCUACCAGUUGAUUUGCGUCAUCGUGCACGUUUGCAUCUCGGUGGACAAUCAAUGGUACUUGCUGCGGUACAAAAUGGAAUUUGCAUGUCACCAUUCGGUUUCUCAAUGUUUAUGGGUUUGAGUAUUGCAUUGAUUGCUGCCGUUAUCAUCACCAUUUCCUUUAAAUUUCGCCCAAUGCAAAAAGCAUGA